AUGCCGUGGCCCCUGCUGCUGUCCCUGCUGCUAUUGCUGGCCAUCACCGGGGCCCAGACAACCCGGCCCUGCUUCCCCGGGUGCCAGUGUGAGGUGGAGACCUUUGGCCUCUUUGACAGCUUCAGCCUGACGCGAGUGGAUUGCAGCGGCCUGGGCCCCCACAUCAUGCCUGUGCCCAUCCCCUUGGACACAGCCCACCUGGACCUGUCCUCCAACCGGCUGGAGACAGUGAACGAGUCAGGGCUGGCAGGGCCAGGCUAUACCACACUGGCCGGGCUGGAUCUCAGCCACAACCUGCUCACCAGCAUCUCCCCCAGUACCUUCUCCCGUCUUCGCUACCUGGAGUCACUCGACCUCAGCCACAAUGGCCUGGCAGCCCUGCCGGCCGAAAGCUUCGCCAGCUCACCCCUGACUGACGUGAAUCUUAGCCACAACCGGCUCCGUGAGGUCUCCAUGUCUGCUUUCACAACCCAUAGCCAAGGCAGGGGACUGCAUGUGGACCUCUCCUAUAAUCUCAUUCACCACCUCAUGCCCCGCCCUUCACAGUCCAGCCUGCCCAUGCCUGCCAUCCAGAGCCUGAACCUGGCCUGGAACCAGCUCCACGCUGUGCCCAACCUCCGAGACUUGCCCCUGAACUACCUCAGCCUGGAUGGGAACCCACUGGCUGCCAUCGGCCCACGUGCCUUCGUGGGCCUGGCUGACCUUACACACCUGUCACUGGGCAGCCUGCAGGGUGUUCCUCAGCUGGAGCCUUAUGGAUUCCGUGAGCUGCCGGGCCUGCAGGUCCUGGACCUGUCGGGCAACCCCAAGCUCAAGUGGGCUGGAGCGGAGGUAUUCUCAGGCUUGGAUUCCCUGCAGGAACUGGACCUGUCGGGCACAGGCCUGGUACCCCUGCCUGAGAUGCUGCUCCACCACCUCCCGGCACUGCAGCGCCUCAGUGUGGGCCAAGAUGUGCAGUGUCGGCGCCUGGUGCGGGAGGGCACCUACCCUCGGCAACCUGGCUCCAGCCCCAAAGUGGCCCUGCACUGCAUAGACACCCGGGAAUCUGUAGCCAAGGGCCCCAACACUUUGUGA
Messenger RNA from Orycteropus afer afer, 1074 nucleotides. It is a transcript of the gene TSKU, whose product is annotated as tsukushi, small leucine rich proteoglycan. The record is from RefSeq and is a predicted model, not a curated record. Lineage: Eukaryota; Metazoa; Chordata; Mammalia; Tubulidentata; Orycteropodidae. Gene Ontology annotation, cellular component: extracellular matrix. Gene Ontology annotation, molecular function: protein binding.